CAGCGCCGUCGCCAGUCGAGACCCAGCACCAGUCCUCUGACGAUGCCUCUAUCUCUGAGGCACUUUUUCCUGCUUUUUGUUACGAUUUUCGGUCUUAGCAGUGGUUCCGAUCUCUUCAGCAACUCGUUCCUCGUCAGAUUCCGGCGAGAUGUCGACGGAGACGAGGCCCACAGCGUCGCCUCCAGGACCGGAUUCGUCAACAUGGGACCGGUCUUGGGCUCGAAGCGCGAGUAUCAUUUCGUGAAUCAUGCCGUUCCGGCGGCGAGGACCAAGAGGAGCAUUCCGCAUGUGAGGAAGCUCAAAGUCGACCCUUUGGUCCACACAGCCAUCCAACAGCCGGGUUUUAUUCGAGUCAAACGCGGCUACAAGCCUCUGAAAGUCGAAAAUCUCGUCAGAAACAUCCAACCACAUUCGGACCCCACCGACCCCUAUUUCCCAUUCCAGUGGUAUUUGAAAAAUACGGGUCAGAACGGAGGCAAAGCGAAAUUGGACUUGAACGUGGAAGCCGCUUGGGCCCAAGGAGUGACAGGCAAGAAUAUCACAACGGCUAUUAUGGACGAUGGCGUCGAUUACAUGCACCCCGAUUUGAAAUACAAUUACAACGCAAAAGCCAGUUACGACUUCAGCAGCAACGAUCCGUUUCCUUAUCCUCGAUACACGGAUGAUUGGUUUAACAGUCACGGAACGAGAUGUGCCGGAGAAGUGGCAGCUGCGAGGGAUAAUGGCAUUUGCGGGGUUGGGGUGGCUUACGACUCCAAAAUUGCAGGAAUACGAAUGCUGGAUCAGCCGUACAUGACCGACCUGAUCGAGGCCAACUCAAUGGGGCACGAGCCCGGCCUUAUCGACAUUUACAGCGCUUCGUGGGGGCCCACCGACGACGGCAAGACCGUCGACGGCCCCCGAAAUGCCACGAUGCGGGCCAUCGUGCGCGGAGUAAACGAGGGGCGCAACGGCCUGGGCAACAUCUACGUGUGGGCAAGCGGCGACGGCGGCGAAGACGACGACUGCAACUGUGACGGCUACGCCGCCAGCAUGUGGACAAUUAGCAUCAACAGCGCCAUCAACGACGGCCAAAACGCCCACUACGACGAAAGCUGCAGCUCGACUCUCGCCUCGACCUUCAGCAACGGCGCUAAAGACCCCAACACGGGGGUGGCCACCACCGACCUGUACGGAAAAUGCACGACCACUCACUCGGGCACCUCCGCCGCCGCCCCCGAGGCGGCCGGGGUCUUCGCCCUGGCCCUGGAGGCCAAUAACAAUUUGACCUGGAGAGACGUCCAACACCUGACAGUGUUGACCUCCAAGCGCAAUUCGCUUUUUGACGCCAAAGGCCGCUUCCACUGGACCAUGAACGGGGUGGGGCUGGAGUUCAACCACUUGUUCGGGUUUGGGGUGCUGGACGCCGGUGCCAUGGUGGCCCUCGCCAAGCAGUGGAAGACCGUUCCGCCGAGGUUCCAUUGCGAGGCCGGGUCCGUCACCCAGGUCCAGAAGAUACCCUCGGCGAAGAAGCUGGUCAUGCAGAUUACGACGACGGCGUGCCAGGGGCAGAGCACCGAGGUGAGGUAUCUGGAGCACGUGCAGGCGGUGCUAACGGUGAAUGCGAGUCGGAGGGGCGACCUGGAGCUCUUCCUCACGUCGCCGAUGGGCACCAGGUCUAUGAUUCUCAGUCGAAGGCAAAACGACGAUGAUACGAGAGAUGGGUUUACGAAGUGGCCUUUCAUGACCACGCAUACGUGGGGGGAGUACCCGCAAGGGACGUGGGUGUUGGAGGCCAGCUUCAAUUCGCAGAUGCCGCAAACGGGCUUUGUCAAGGAGUGGACUUUGAUGCUGCACGGCACAAAGGAGCCCCCUUAUACGGAAUUGGCGGUUUUGGACCCACAUUCCAAGCUUGCUAUAGUGAAGAAGGCGCAUGAAAAUCGAAUGAAGAUGUAAUUGGUCUCCAGUUUUGGUUUAUUUAUUUGUUAAAGAUUUGAUAAAGAUUCAUAUAUUUUUAAGUAGAGAGUAGCGAUAUACUGAAAUAUUUAAAUAAAUCCAUCAAUCUCUAACUGUACUGUAAUAAAAGCAUGUGAUUAUAUAAGAAGUAUAAAAUAUCAAGUAAUUAUUGGAUUUUAUUUUUACAAAUUGUUGGACAAGAGCUUAUAUUUUGUAUAGCGUUCAUUAUUCAAAUAUAUAUUAACUGAAAGAGAUUAUUUAUUACAGUGCAAGCGAUGAAUCUCAUGCAAUUGUACAAAAUUGUAAAUUGUUUACAAUAUAAACUUUAUUUCCGAUUGUGAUUUUGUUUGCUUCUGCUGGCCGACAACUGUAAAUAAAACUAGACAUUUAACCAA
This is a messenger RNA of Tribolium castaneum (red flour beetle), 2330 nucleotides long. It is a transcript of the gene amon, whose product is annotated as amontillado. The record is from RefSeq and is a predicted model, not a curated record. The coding region runs from base 43 to 1935 and encodes 630 amino acids. The transcript is spliced from 10 exons. Gene Ontology annotation, biological process: peptide hormone processing. Gene Ontology annotation, molecular function: serine-type endopeptidase activity. Gene Ontology annotation, cellular component: neuron projection; membrane. Lineage: Eukaryota; Metazoa; Arthropoda; Insecta; Coleoptera; Tenebrionidae.